UGCUGUGCGGAGGGCCGUGCUCUUGCGCGGAGGAGGCCUGGCGGGGCUGGGAGACCCCAACAGCGAAGAACUGGGAACUCGGGGACUCGGCCGGCGAUCCCCGGGCGGGGGUCAGAGGAGGAGGAAUGUGGGGCGGAAAUGGUCGCCCUGGGGCGAGACAAGGCUGAGACGUAUCGUGAAUGUCCCUCAUGGAGUCCUGGCAGGGCUCCAGCCAGAACUGAGCACUAGCAGGCAUGUAAAGCUGGUCAUGAUUCAACACUGCUGGAUUCAAUUCAAGCCCAGUAAUAGAAGAGCCUCCCUGAGCUCGGGGUCGCCAUACCUGCCAAUCAUCUUCCCAAGGGCUGAGACUCCAGAGUGUGUCCUCAAGGACUUCUUUCAGGACUCACAGAAACCUCCACCCUGGUGAUGGCACACAGGGACUGUUUUCUUGUUCUUAGUCUGAAUGACUGCCAAGAAGGAGGGCAACGGUAGAACAGUCAAAUCCCAGGCUCUCCCCAUAGCUUCUAAUCUCAGACCUUGUUAAACUCCUUUCUGAGCCCAAGGACAAAAGUCACUUGAACAAAUGAGUUUGAGUCAUGAAUGAAAACUCUCACUCUUUCCAUGAGAAAGAAUUAAGAGAUGGACAGGUUGAAAGUGUGUCUGCUGGGUCCUCUCCACCAUGUGACAAGGACAGCAGUACUCUUCUGGCUUUCAGAGGAAUUUCUAUCUCAGAGUUGAAGAACCACAGCGUCCUCCAGGCCCUGACAGCAGAGGCGAACGGCUGGGAGCCCCGUGUUGUGAGUACAGAAGUCCUCCAAGCCCAAGAAGAAUGGGAAGCUGUGGAGAGCAUCCACCCAGAGACAGGGAGCCGGGCCAGCAUGGACCAGCCUGGGCAGCUCAUCUCCUUCAGUGAGGCCCUGCAGCAUUUCCAGACAGUGGACCUCUCCUCCUUCAAGAAAAGAAUCCAGCCCACCAUCCGAAGGACCGGGCUCGCUGCCCUCCGGCACUACCUCUUCGGGCCUCCGAAGCUCCACCAGGGCCUCCGUGAAGAAAGGGACUUGGUCUUGACCAUUGCUCAGUGUGGCCUGGAUAGCCAAGACCCCAUGCACGGCCGAGUCCUGCAGACCAUCUAUAAGAAGCUGACUGGCUCCAAGUUUGACUGUGCCCUCCACGGAGACCACUGGGAAGACCUGGGCUUUCAGGGAACAAAUCCAGCCACAGACCUCAGAGGAGCAGGCUUCCUUGCCCUCCUGCAUCUCCUGUACCUGGUGAUGGACUCAAAGACUUUGCUAAUGGCCCGGGAGAUUCUCCGCCUGUCUCGUCAUCAUAUCCAGCAAUUCCCCUUCUGUUUGAUGUCUGUGAAUAUCACGCGUAUCGCCAUCCAGGCCUUAAGAGAGGAGUGUCUCUCCAGGGAGUGUAACCGGCAGCAGAAAGUGAUCCCCGUGGUGAAUAGCUUCUAUGCCGCCACCUUCCUCCGCCUGGCGCACGUCUGGAGGACACAGCACAAGACCAUCUCAGACUCAGGCUUUGUCCUCAAGGAUUUGGAGAUGUCAGCCAAGAAGAGCCCCAGACGGCUGCUCAAAACCCUGGAGACCUACUUGGCUGGAGUGUCAAAGGGACAGGCCUCCCUGUUGGGGACACAGAAGUGCUCUGGGCCACAAGCCCCUCACUCCAAGGAUCUCACUUUCACAGGCGUGUGUGACCUGCCAUCACACUCGUCAGAAGGCACAUUGCUGAUCUGACCAACCCCAGUGGCCACCAGCCAGGAAGCCUUGGAGGGGCCUUCAGAGGGCCGGACCCUGGCUGGGCCUCACCGGAAGGGAUGUAGGAAGCCCCUGGGGCUGGUGGGUGGAGCCAAGGGCCCUCACCUGCUUGAGACAUCAAGGGCCAUUGGAUUAGACUCACUCUCUGGAGCCCUGCUUUCAGGGCGAGAACUGUGCUAUAUUACUAGUUGGGCAACAGCUUCCGUAGUCGGAUUCCAGGUAAUAUCAGUGACAGUGAAUGGAUCAUCAGGUGGGAGAACGCAUAUGCAUGUUCCACACAGUCCUCCAUCAAAGAUGCUCCCAAGUAGAAGCGCCAAAACCUGGCAGUGGGUCUUUCAGGCCCUGGGGUCCACAGGACAGGGACCAGACCGGGACUAAGUAGUUAGAAUGUGAAGGGAGAGGGUAGUCGCGGCAGCAGCCGACGGGGCGGUGUGAGCCAGAGAGUGCUUGCCUUUUCUGGUCUGGCGCUCACCCCACCCUCAUCUCUCCCCAUUCCUCCUCCCACUGUUUGUGAUAGGGAACCAGACCCGCAGCUGGGCUCCCCCCAUGGAGGCUGCACAUGUCCCAUCAGGGCUGGUUUUCUGGCCUGGUUGAAGGAAGGAGGAAAUUCACACACCAGCAGUUUUUGAAUAAAAUAAUUCUACGUUUAGGA
Messenger RNA from Bubalus bubalis (water buffalo), 2394 nucleotides. RefSeq names its product ELMO domain containing 3 (gene ELMOD3). NCBI's taxonomy places the organism in Eukaryota, Metazoa, Chordata, Mammalia, Artiodactyla, Bovidae. The transcript is spliced from 13 exons. The record is from RefSeq and is a predicted model, not a curated record. The coding region runs from base 576 to 1721 and encodes 381 amino acids.